Molecule: messenger RNA, 14808 nt
Organism: Pocillopora meandrina
Lineage: Eukaryota; Metazoa; Cnidaria; Anthozoa; Scleractinia; Pocilloporidae
Source: the annotation of a GenBank genome assembly
AUGGAAGAUAUUUCUGGUACAAAUCCUAUAGAAAAGGCGGGUUUUUUCUCUCUGAUAACUUUCUCUUGGCUGAAUGAUGUUCUCAAGCUUGGUAAUAAACAGCCCUUAGACGAAAGCCUUUUAUUCCGGGUGGAUACUUCGAAUCGAACAGAAAGACUAGUUACUGAACUGGAACGAGAAUGGGUCGCAGAGAAAAGAGCAACUGCACACCAACGAACAAAGCCUCGCUUAUGGAGGGCCAUGAUGAGAACGAUUUCCCGCCGAGAUUAUAUCAUUAUGGCAUUACUAAGGCUAUGUUACUCACUGACAUUGCAUGCGCUACUUCUGUUGAUAUGGUACUUCUUGAGAAGUAUUUCUACAGGCACAGGUAUCAGUUACAAGACAUCUCUGCCCUUUGUAAUUGGUAUUUUUCUGGUCACCAUGAUGAGAACUGUCGUGCAAUCCAAAGCCAUGUUUAAGGCGCACGUAUUAGCCAUAAGACUGAAAGUUGCCGUGGUGGGACUCAUUUAUAAGAAGGUGGGCAGAAAAGAUAUAGUGAUUUUGAUAGUUGUGGCUGAUAAUCGCGAUUAAUUUUAUUCAGUUAUAUCAGCAUUUUUGUUUUCCAUGAAAUCUUUGUUGCACGGAGGAUUCACAACAACUUUUAUGCACUUAGUAUUACAGAUGGCCGCAUUUGCUUUGUCACAACGUUUGAUAUCGACUAUUAUAAUAGAGAGCUUUAGUAUCGACCAGGGCGGUGGAGUAAUGUUGGUCUUUCGGAGCGAAAAAACGUUAUGCAAAAGCUCGGGUCAAAGAAAGCGAAGAAAAUUUCGUUGUGGCAUGGCAUCGUGUGGAAAUAUUCGAACUCCGCUUCCUCUCUUUUGCAAACGCGAUUGGAUCGAUGAUGAAGAGUUCUUUUUGCUCUAAGAGCCGUUUUCCGGGCCCCUCAGUUUAAAAUUGAACGGUUCUGAGACUAGAACUUUCGGGUAUAUGAUAACCUCAUGGUCAAAGGUCCACUGAAGACAUUUGUUCCUCUGAAAUCACAGAAAAGUUGAAUUUUUGAGGUAAUUUUAUGACAACUUAAAAAAAACAGCAAUAUAAUGUACAAGAACAGGCUGAUGGCCAAAUACAGAGCAAUGGCACAUUUAUAGCCAUGAUACUCAUGCAUAUUUUAAUCGUGGUGUCGAAUUCCCCAGAAAAUACAUAAAAUCAAUUAUUCAUUCAUAAGGUGAUAAAAUAUGUGGUUAUUGUUCAUCAUGGUGUGAGAUAAGAGAUGAACUUUACUGGUUUGUCUCACGAUGGUGUCACUUUGGAUGUUGAUCGCGACGUUUCGACUGCAAUACUGCUAGUCUUCAUCAGGAGGUUAUGUCGAUUCUUUACGUGUCGCUAUUUGUAGCACGUUGAUUCGCUGCUGUUGGUGUAUUUCGAUCCUCAUUAUUAUUCCAGGUAAUUUAGUGUUAACAACUGGGUUGAAAACGUAAAUUAGCCACCGUAAAGGGUAAAAAAGCUGACGUUUCGAGCGUUAGCCCUUCGUCCAUUGCUCUGACGAAGGGCUAACGCUCGAAACGUCAGCUUUUUUACCCUUUACGGUGGCUAAUUUACGUUUUCAACCCAAUUGUUAACACUAAAUUACCUGCUAUACUCUCCCACCGACGCAGCACCACAGUUUCUUUAGAAACUUACCCCUUUAUUCAUUUCUCAUUAUUAUUCCGGUUGUUAGAUGGUGUUCCCUCAUAGGUCCGAGCUGAUCGGCUGUUCUGUUGUUUGAUCGUGGAUAUUCAAGCUUCAGGAAUUUCGAUUCCACUGAUGUGGUUGGGAUGAAGUCUUUUUGGAUAGCCUCUUUGACUCUACGUGUGGAUCACAAUCAAUGAACUUAACCUCGCCCCAAAUAGGAAUAUGCCCCGUUUCGUUAGCGUGCUCCGAAACCGCAGGGGUCUAAGUACGAGCAAACCGUAUGUCUCUGUCAUGUUCUUUUAUCCUUUUUCGCAUUGAUCUCCCUGUUUCACCGAUAUACACUUUGCCGCAGUCGCAUGGGAUCUUGUAAACGACACCGUUUUGUUUUGUUGGUUCUAAGGCAUCUUUAGCUAGGUCGCACUCAGUGAGACCUAAGCGGUAUGUCAGAUUUGAAAACGGUCCUUAUGCUUGAUGUUGCAGGCAGCGGCGAAGAAUCUCUGAUACACCCCUUAUGUAAGGUGUAAACCAAGAAAAUAAAAGUUUCGUUUAAAAGAUCCCAUGCAAAGCUUGGAUACCCGAGACGAAUAAAGUUCAUCUCCAUUUACAAAGUGUUAGAAUACAAGGUUUGAAUGUCUAUAAGGAAUGAAAUCCGUGAAAGUAAACUAAAUUUAAAAUCCUGUAAACUUCCGGUUUUUGCAACUUAACACAGGUGAAAAUUACUCGCCUUCUCGUUUAAAUGCGUUAGCACUAAAAAUUUUGUCCACAACGACUAUAGAACGACAGCCCGCUAAAAAAGCACAUGUGCCGUAACUUGACAGUGUCACGAUAGGACUUCCAGCCGUCCUCGUCGUCUCUUUCGUCCCCGAUGCUAAAGCUCUUUACUAAAAACGCAUUGUAAUGCAAGUGUAUGCUCUGCCAAAAGUUAGUGUGUAUGAAAUUAUGAACUCAUUACGACUUCAACAUGGACAAAAUGUUUAAUUCAUUAAGAAUUCCCGUUUUAAUCGACACAUGCGCAAUGAGGCGCUAGAAUUACCGAGGGACACCGGAUACUACUUGGUACCCUGGCAGGCAGUGUUUGAGAUUCCUACAACCGACACAAUCUUUUAGACUUGUCUUUCUUGUACUCUAUAGUCAAGUACGGUCCCCGCCAUGUCAAAUAAUCUUGCGUAGCGUCCUUGUAGAUUUCUCAUGUUUCCCUUCUUUUAUUUUUCUCCUUUCCUUCUUUUCCUUCAUGAUUGGUUUGCAAAUUAGGAGAUACGCCAGAAGGCAUCCAACAUCCAAAAUUCAUUUCUGCGUCAUAUAGAGGGACAAGGGUCUUUUCGGUUGUGAACCACGAGUUGCUGCAUUACGUUCACAGAUAGUUUAUUCGAACUGGCGGCGUCAAUUGUCGAGUUUUUUUCAGCACGCUCAAAGAGAAAUCUCGAAACGGUUGGUUUACUGUUUGAAACCUCAAACAUGUAAAUAGUACAUUUACAGAUAUACAUUUCAAUCGUAAAGAUAAAGAUAACAUCCUUUUAAGAGGAUACUUCCCCUGCACAGAAAUGAUUCUGUGUACGUGAAGAAAAGGCACUUUUACCGUUUUUUAAAAUAACAAUAUCUUUCUUGUUUCCCCUUUUUCUUUGUCAGAUUCUAAACAGUCAGAGAUGCACCUUAGAAGACUCGCUUUCGGAGAACACUAUCAACCUUGUUUCCAACGAUGCUCAAACUAUUGAGGAGCUGGGUUAUGUCUUGUAUUCAUUUUCAUUCGCCUUUGUAGACCUCAUUGCCUCUUUGGCUCUUGUAUGGUACUUAGUGGCCUGGCAAGCGUUGUUAGGAAUUUCCUUUUUUCUUGUCGUCGUUGCUUACGGAUCCUUCAUAGCUCGUGAAACUGGGAAAAUACGCCACCGGGCUGCUGCAGUAACCGACGAGAGGCUGAAGAUAAUGAAUGAGAUCAUCUCUGGUAUCCGCAUGGUAAAAAUGUACGCUUGGGAAUGGAAAUUUAGGGAUCUGGUUGCACAAAUAAGAAGGUUAGAGGAUUGUUGUGUUUUCCAGAAAAUAUCAUAAUUUUACCAACAGAUCGACUUUAACUCUUCAACCCCUAAGGAAUCAUGAAUCACAUAUAUUGUUUUCUUAAAUCUGAAAUUUUCGACCGUCCCCUCAGUCCAAUUGGUACGUGCUUAUAUGUAAAGAUUACAAGAUUUCAUAGUGAUAGCCCUUGAUUAAUCAAUCGAUGAAAUUUAAAUUUACAUCUGUCUCUGUACAUGCGUUUUGUGUGAAAACGUAAUUUUAGACUUUCAUCCACCGAUUAAUCAUGGAGAUGGGCCCUCCAUACCAGGAAAAAACUAUCAGAGUGUUAAAUAACGCCACAUGCACGAAUUACAUUCCUUCAAAAUGUUUUCCACAGGAAAGAGAUCUCUCUGAUUCGUAUACGAGGAUUCUUCAUCUCCAGUAUCUACGCACUGUUCUUCACCAGCUCCACGAUUGCAGGUUUUAUUUCAGUCGUAACGCUGCUCCUUACAGGGAAUCUGCUGAUCUCAUUUAUGGCUUUUACAUUGCUUUUGGUGUUGAGUAACACUAAAAUGGUGGUGACAAUAUUCCUUGUUCAUGGAUUGCGCUACAUUGCCGACGCAAGGACGGCUUGUUGCAGAAUGCAGAGGAUACUAGAAAAUAAUUCCUUGUCAAAGAUGCAAAUAGAUCACGGCGAUACAAUAUUGCCCUUUACAGACCGAAGAAAGCGAUCGAAUUUUGUCAGAAUUGAUAGUUUUAAAAAUGGAAAACCGGUAUUAGUUGGUGCUCGAAAGCUGGAACCGCUAAUCGACAACCAUCCACCGAAGGUUACGCUCGACAAAGUUUCGUGUGCUUGGAGUAAAACGUCGGAGAUUCCUGCGCUACAAAACGUUUCGUUAGAUGUUGCUGAUGGGCAGCUUGUGGGUUUAACAGGCCCAGUUGGAAGCGGAAAAACAACUUUACUACUUAGUAUUCUGGGAGAACUUCCCGUAUGUUCUGGUCGAAUUUCUUGUAUAGGAAAAAUGGCUUUCGUAUCCCAAAUUCCUUGGGUCUAUUCAGGCACAGUGCGAGAAAAUAUUGUGUUUGGCAGACAGUUUGUCGCCGAAAAAUACAAUAAAGUUAUCAUGGUUUGUGACCUUGAGAAAGAUAUUAAAUGUUUUCCUAAAGGCGAUCUAACUGAAAUUGGUCAACGCGGAGUCAUCUUGAGCGGUGGUCAGCGUGCUCGAGUAAGUCUAGCACGCGCAAUAUACACUGAUGCUGACAUUUACUUAUUGGACGACCCACUCAGUGCAGUGGAUGCCAAAGUCGGCAAAAAUCUAUUCGAGAGGUGUAUCAAGGAGUUUCUGGGCGGAAGAAUACGCAUUCUGGCUACUCAUCAGCUGCAGUUUCUAAAAAAGACUGACAGCGUUGUGGUGCUUGAGAAUGGUUCCGUUGUAGGUCAAGGGACAUAUAGUCAAGUACUUCAACUCAGCAUGGGCUUUCGCUUUUUUCAGCGUGAAGCGAAAGGAGCCCCCAGUUUGGAGAAAGAUGAUCUUGAAAUGGCUACAGUUGUGUGCAAAGACAAAUCAAUGACUGUCCCUCAAAUAGAUGGUGAAAGAGUGGAUCUCACAGAUGAUGCGGAGGAUAGAAUGAUUGGAAGUGUGAAGUGGUUGUUGUACUGGAAAUAUUUCAGAACUGCACUGCCAACUAUCAUGAUAGCAAGCCUUUCCGUUUUCUUGACUUUUGUACUAGGUAAGUGACAAUCGCUUGGAGUGUUUUUUUCAUGACCCAUGCCGCUAAACUGUCUGGAAAUUUUAAUAACUAUGCGAGGACCCUCGCCAGCUUGGAUCAUCCUAUGCAUUGUCUAAAAUUCCCUCGAAUAAAAAAUGACAGUCUUGGUCGAAAUAAUUUGUACUCGUUAAUCGCGUGAUAGCUUUGAAAAGGAGUGUUAAUCCAUCGCCUAUAAGUACGAGUUCAUCAAGCCAUUCUAAAUUGCAAGAAGCUAUGAAAAAAUCUGAACAUUUGCCUCAUCAUGACGACAGAGAACAUCAUGAAACUCGUCUUCUUCAGCAAAUAAAGUUAGCCGUGGCGAUACUUUUAGGUACAUUAUUACCGACCGUAUACCCUUAACACCAUUAAUCACAGUCUUUUUAAUUUUUCAAGGCACUUAUACAUACCAUUGAAUUUUUUGUCUCUCCUAAGUAUUGUGGAUAGCACCCUUCUGGUGGGUCUCAAGAAUGACAGAAAUGCCAUUUGAAAAGCAAAAAAAUUUCAUCACUCUUUUGGUGUACGGAUCAAUUGCUAUUGCUUCCUUGCUUUUUACAAUCGUAUCCUCUUUCUGUUUCUAUGUCACUGCUUUGAGAGCAUCAGGAAACCUUCAUGACCAGAUGACAAACGCUGUUCUCAAAGCACCAGUUUUAUUCUUUGAUACUAAUCCAGUUGGUCGCAUCUUGAACCGUUUCUCCAAAGAUGUCGGUUGCAUGGAUGACCUGCUUCCAGGAAAGUUUCUGUUUGCCGUUCAAUUAUGUCUUCACUUUCUUGGUGCUACCAUUCUUUCAGCGGUAUCCAAUGUUUGGCUCUUCAUUACUUGCACUCCAUUAACAGUACUUUUUAUCUACCUGACUAAAUAUUAUUUGAAAUCCGCUCGAGAGCUCAGGCGACUUGAAGCUAUAACCUGCAGUCCGGUGUAUUCCCUUAUUGCUGAUACAAUGGCUGGAUUAGAGGUGAUAAGAUCAUCUGGGAUGGAGGAUAAUUUUCUGCAAAAGUUUUAUCGGUGAGUGCCCUAUGAAAAUACAAUGUCAUUGUUACGAAUAUUAAAUAUCCUGAAUUAUACCGUCCCCAAGUCUAUAGAACUAACAUUAAACAAUUCACAAUUUAAUAUCAAGGAAAAAAUUGUUGAACUGUACUUCAUUUGAUAAUUGAACCUAACAAUGUAGGAUACUUCAACCGGUUAAUUACAUCCUAUUUAAUCAAUUUGCAAAAUACCCAAUGAAUUUUAUAGCAAGGUUAUUAAUAUUAAGUAAUUAAAUUUUCUUAGUACUUUACACUUUUUAAAUUACGUUCUAUAUCCUAGUUUAACUUCAACUCUAAUUUAUAGGUUGGAAGGCUUAUAGGUGAGGGAGCCUCACCUAUAGGCCUUUCCGGCUUUUUGAGACUUCUUCGCCUUUCCUUUUUCUAUUUUCUAUUUCCCAUGAAUUAUCUGUAGAAAUUAGCUUUGUUCCUUUUUUAAUAUGCAUAUAAAGGCAUAUUAUAAAUAAAUAAGUGAAUAAAAAAUAAAUAAAAUUAAAAUCUGUCCACCUGCAUUGAAUAAAACAUUGGACUGUAUGGUGGAUACCAUUACUUUAAACAAUUGUCAUAGACAUGGAAAGAGAAAACGUUAGCAGUCGUAAGCCAUUUAUUUUGGACGGAAUAUUUAGUUGAGAUAUUGAAUGGCAGAAAAGAUAAAAAUCAAAAUGAUCGAAACUGCAAGCAAUUAGGGUUUUUGAAAACAGCUGAGCCGCUAUCAAUCUUUACGACCUUUGUACAGACCCCAUUUCUGAUGGGCAGGAGCUGUUUAAACAUAAUUUCUACUCCAUCAAUUUCAUAGAUAUUACAUAUCUUUAACUUAAGGCUAAAGCUAUUCUUUGGUACACUUAGCAUAUUCUUUAGUUAGUACGUACGUUACGAUUGGUAAUUUUGGCGGGCCGUAUUUCACUGUACACCCCGACUGAUUACAAAGUUAGUUUUACUUUAAACCUUCCCCUCUAUUAGAAUACAGAGAUAUAUUAAAUAUCUAAACGAACCUUGUUUGUUGGUUUGUUCUGUAACUUACAGAUCUCGUUAUUUCUGCUCAUAUUUAUGUUCUACGCUUGGGUCAUAAAACCGAGCAGAAAAAAGCUCCGUUGGUAAGUUACAGUACGGACCUCGAACUCGGAUAGUAAGAAGUAUUUACUGAAAAUUAUUUGUGUUACUAAGUUUCUGUUUUUUGGCUCAAGAUGGCGCUCAGUCUUAUUUUUAUAUUUUUAUUAAUUCAUUAAUACUAUUAUUAUUUUUCUUUUUUUGGAGGGGGAGUGAGCAGAGUUUGAAAUUUAUUUUUGUUGUUGAAAGAUUUCAAUGGUAACGUUAAAAUUCUCUUUACUUCAUUUUCAUUAAAGGUGAGAUCAUGACAUCAAUUUCGCAUGAAUCGAUUGGCUCAAUGUAAUACGAUGUACUUAAUUGGGACACCGGUCUCUAACUAAGAAGAACUCAUUAGUGUAUUGGUCUUUUUUUAAGAUAUCAAGACAAGAACACGUCAGCCCUGUUUUUGCUGAAGGCCUCAACACGAUGGCUUGCUUUCCGAGGAAAUUGUUUGAGUAAUUUUCUUGUCACUUCUGUGUCGGCUGGAGCUUUGUUUGCAACACAAAACCCAGGUAUAUAUUCUUAAAGUUUCUAGUGCUACUGAAUCGUCCAUUCUUUUCGCUUGUGUGGUCACUUUAUCGAUUAACAUUCUUCGCCUGGCGAGCUCUUUCUUAUAGGAGCCUAUUCCUGCCUCUCAGAAAGUUUCCUUUCUCUCCGCGCUGUUAAUAAAUCCUAUUUACUUAUCAAAAUAUCCACUUGACAAGAGCAAUUUGAAUUACGCUUUUAGUACAUCAUCAAAGAGCAUAACCUUCUCUUCAUAUUCCUUUUCACCGACUUUUGUAGAAGUAUGAUCAAAGAUAAUUAGUAAACCGCUCUUAUUUUCAGCUUUGGCGGGAAUGUCCCUUACUUUCGCAGUCGACACGUUGGAAGCAGCCCAGUACGGUAUCCAGGUAGCCUCAGAAACAGAAAACUACAUGACAUCAGUCGAAAGGGUGUUUACCUACACUCAAAUCGAAUCUGAACCUGGAUACAACUUAGACAGCCUACCUCCUGAGUCGUGGCCAACAAAAGGCACUUUAACAUUGCGAAACUUAUCUUUAUCAUACUUGAAGGGAGCACCACCAACUUUGAACAGAAUAAAUUUAUGUAUCUCUGAUAAGGAGAAGGUUGGUGUGGCGGGUCGUACGGGAGCUGGAAAAUCAUCAUUAGUGACGGCUUUGUUUAGAACACCAGAACCAGAAGGCGAGGUGAGAACAUGCAGAGUGUUACCGUUAGGCACACUUUGAGAUCUCGUUUCUUCAUCUCCUUCCUGUUACGCGAAAUGUAAGUUUUCUUAAAACUUGAUUUAAGAAAUCGUUAGUGAGUUUUAAUGACACAAAUGACUGUGAUGGUGAAAAAUUGAUAAUUAUGAUGAUCAAAAAGAUAAAAUAACGUAUUAUUUCUUAGAGGACAUUUGUUUUGCUCUUCAUUAGUUUCCGUUUUACAUGCACGCCUUAGAAAUAUCAUUAUUCGACAUCAUUUUGAUCCACUUCCUCAUUUCAUUUCAAUAGAUUAUCAUAGAUGGCAUAGAUAUCACGCAUCUCAAUAUACAGGCAGCUCGCAGAUCUAUGGCUGUCAUUACUCAGGAUCCUGUCCUCUUUAGCGGAAGCCUUAGGAAGAACUUAGAUCCCUUCUCCUUAUACAAAGAUCAUGAUCUGUGGAGAGCUUUGGAAGAUGUACAGUUAAGUUGCCUGGUUCAACAAUUGCCUGAAAAGCUGGAGUACAAAUUGAAAGAGUCUGGGAGAAACUUCAGUGUCGGCGAGCGCCAGUUGAUCUGUUUAGCGCGUGCACUGUUACAGAAAAGUAAGAUAAUCAUCCUAGAUGAAGCCACAGCUAAUGUCGACUUCAAGACAGACAGACUGAUUCAAGACGUUAUUCGCAACAGAUUUAAAGACUCCACAGUGAUAACCAUCGCCCAUCGCUUGAACACCAUCAUAGAUUAUGAUAAAAUGGUGGUUAUGGAUGAGGGACGAGUGUUAGAGUUUGACAAACCUGAAGUGCUGCUACAAAAUGAGGAUGCAAUCUUUGCUCGUCUUGUGCAUACCCAAAAUGUAACAGCGGCACAUUGAGCUCGGCUUUAAUCGACGAUGGAAUCACACUCACUUUUGCAUUACGACAUAUAUUGGUACCAGUCUCCCUUUCCGCCUUAGUAUAUUUUUAAUUCGUGUUAACCGAGGAUAGUUUUGCAGUUUUCCUUGUAAGGAAUAAUUCCCAUUUGAAAGGAGUUCGUCAGUUAAAUUCUAUGAGAAAGGAGAACGCUCCUUCAUCUCAUCGCAGUAAGUUAAGCUUCUCCCUUAGUUUGAAGAUAGCUCAUCUAAUUUUCAACGUUUUCACAUCGUCUUUUUUGUUUUUACACUUUGGGAACCUCUUAGAAGAAUCGGUUUCUCAGAUGAGUUUGUAACGUCUCAUAAUAGGUAUGAAUAUUGGGCUAUUCGUUUAUUUUAUUGGCAUAAGUAGAAAGAUGUUAUAGUGUAGUACUGAGGCAUAUCAACAACCCACUGACCGUUUUAAAUUUUUUUUAAGUUCAUGAUAGCAGGUAAAAUUAAUUCAUUAUCUUAUAAGGAUAUUGAGAUACCCCGUUCCGACAAACUGGACUUAAGGGUACUCAAAUUCGAGGUCCUGUCGUCUUGUAAAACAUGUAGAGUACGGCGUGGUACUGACUGAACCUUUAGUAACAGAAAGCAUGAUCUACUUUGUUUAUUUACACAAUAAAUUUUCUUCACAAACACACACCUUUCCGUUUCAAAGUUUUCGGGCUGAAAAUAAUAACUGAGGAUUGAAGUUUCUCUGUCUAUACCAUCAAAAAGCGUAUAUUUUCGGACAACGGUUAUCCUUUUUUUUCUGUUCAUAACGAUAAGUUUUUUUCUAUGGUGUGACUUGAAAGUUUUAAUAUAUGAUCUAAUACCUGAUAUCCAGUCACCCUCGACAAUUAAAAAGAACACCCACCGAAAUGACUGAAAUUUGAUCGUAAACGCGUAGCGUAAAAUUAUAAAGGAUUAGGCUCACUUAUUUUUUCCAACCUUCCACAAGAUCACAUUAUAAUCGGAGUUCGCACCGCGCAAAUGCCAUAGCCAGGAAAAAUCUGGUUAGAAAAUCACGUACGUCCGAUCAUCCUCACCAGGUGCGCCAUUCCUGACACUACGGACGACUCAGCUAAACGCGCACCCACCCUCAAGAUUUGCACAGAGCAGAGAAAACUGUGCCCCCAACUGAAAAUGAUUUGUUUAAAUUUUCCCGCUGAAGAAGGAGCGGGGAAGGGGGGGAAACAACUCUCAUGGAAUUUUUUUUCUGACCGAUGAGAAAAUUUACGUCACAUUCAAUUUAUAUUAAUGAAAUCUCUUCUUAAGAACAGCAGAAAACUUUCUCAGGCAAGUCACCAUCAAUUUUUUCCUAAUUUUUUUUUUUUUUUUUUUAAUAAAAAAAAUAUAUAACUUCAGGUUAGCGUGUAGAGUAGUAUGUUGCUCGCACCAAUCAGAUCGCCGCAUUUGGGUUAUGUAUCUCGCACCAAUCAGAUUACCGCAUAGGGUGUGUAUCUCGCACCAAUCAGAUUGCCGCAUUAGAUUGUCCCAUCUCAACCCGCCCGGCGAAAAAGAAAAUUUUGCAUGCUAAGCAUGCCUAUGUUUUAUUUCGUGUCGGACUUCACCGAAUUGGAGGGGCUGUUCGUUGGCGAACAGUUUUUAGACAAAUGAAACGUGCAACAUCAGCUCCAACAAAAAAUCAUAACCAUUAAAAUUACAAUUUUCUCGAUAGCGAUGGGUUUAAAAACUCAUAUUUUCCACGAAUCCACUUGCCUAGUUGUUAUAAGACAGUUUGUCAUCGGACAGUUCAAUUAGCCAAUCACAUUCAAAGUUGUUACUUCUUGGAGCCAUUACUUCUGAUAGUGAUACACAGUGAUACACAGCUCUGUUUUGUAGUUGCCGUAACUCACCACUGCGCGCAACCGAUAGCUCCCCCAAGCGGUGUCUGUGUAGCAAAUAACCGGCAGAAUGAGGGAAUUUUACACACAUUGAUCGGCUUUGUAAGAGUCAGGCAUGACUGAAAGCAGUCGAGCAAGCUUAGGCGUGUGUUGACCUCAGUGAGCACUUUGUUCAGAGAUCUUCACCCAUCAAUACCGUUACGCAGCAAAACUUGGCAACCCUUUCAAUUUUCAUGCUGUGCGUUUAGAUGUUAAAGUCAGUCGAGCCUGCAAGCUUCUGUUCUCUCCAAAUAGAAUACAUUUGGUCUUGCUCAGGUUUUGUAGUAGCUUGCUGUUGCUCAUCCAUUGCUCCACCCUGUCACGAUUUCCUUAAAUCGUAAUUUGGAUAUUAUCGGAACCUAAACCAGCAGCGUAUAUAACUGUGUCAUCUACAUACAUGCUGAUUUGAGACUGUAACAAGUACUUAGGGAGAUCGCUGAUGCACAAAACGAAGAGCAAAGCUUCGGGUAGAAAACCUUGAGGUGCGCCACAUUCAAGUGUAAGACUGGAUAAGUUGCACCUGUACUUUAUUCUUUGACUGCGAGAAGUGAGAUGGUUCUCGAACUGGUCAUGACUAGGACCCCGGAAUCCAUAGUGCGUUAAUUUGAGGCACUUGGUAUUCACGAGGUCAAAUGCCUUCUUUUAGUCGAUAAAGACAGUUCUUGUCAUUAUCUGUUUGCCCUUGCACUCUGAGAUGUCUAAGAUGUAGUUUAUGAGAUACAAAAUAGCAGAUUAAGUGUUUCAUUUUCAGAUUUCAUAAUUUCUUACGUCUUCCAGCACAUCAAUAUCUGCCGUUGAUUAAAACCAACAUCAUCAACAAAUAAAAUGAACUGAAGUAAACUAGGCAAUUACUGCAUGUGAUUCAUAUGUAAGAAACCUCUUCGGCCUUUGCGUCCUACCUUCGGAAAGGCACACAGACUACUGGAGCUGAACUGCCAAUGUCGCGUGAGUAUGCAAAUGUAGAGUCUAAUUUCAUCAUAGUCAUGAUCAGUGAACUGGUAACUUUCAGUUUAUUAUCAUUCUGUAGUACCUCAACAAACGCCAAUUUAUCCGUAAUGUUUGAUAGGUGAGUUAUUUGUAUCGACUUUGAUUGUCACUCUCAGAUCAUGAGAAAAGUUUUGAUGUUAGUUAUGUCAAUCUCUGUGGCCGCUUGUUCAAAGGUUGGAUAACGCUAUCCAUUGGAAAAUCACUAUCCAGUGGAUAGCGCAAUACGUUUUCUUAAUAGUUAUCCGCUGGAUAGUGAUUUAUCCGUUGGAUAGCAUCAUCCACUCUUCGAACAACUGCGCCCUGACGUGUAGUCCAAUCUUCAGAAUUCAUGAACAAUCAAAGCACAGUGAACAGUUCAGUGUUGUACUCUUUGAAGGGGAACGAUUUUAGAUGAGAGCAUCUGCUAGAUAUAAUAUCGACAGGAAAUUCAGGAACUAAUGCAAGUUAUUUGGGAUACAGAGACUUUUUUAGUAUACAGUAGUUGUAUUGUUGGUCAUUUCAUCAGGUUAUUCAACGCAUCUGUUUCACAUGCAUAAAUUAGACUCUGCAUUGGCUUGCAAAUUCAGAGAUUAAUGGAAAUUGUUUGGGAUACAGAGGUUCUUUGUUUAGUGUAAAGUAGUUUUAUCUCUUUUCAUUUCAUCAGGUUAUUCAACGGAUCUGUUUCACAUGCAUAAAUUACACUCUGCGUUGGCUUGCAAAUUCAGAGAUUAACUGAAACACAUUUUACGUAGUCGAGAAAGGCAGGUUUCGAGGUGAGGAUUGCAGCUGCACAAAAUAUCUGCGAUUCCUUCGAACCGCUCCAGGUGUGGAUAUGUGGAUAUGUUUAUUAAGACCUCUUGCAGUAAAAAUAACUGAAUUACAAGUCUGCCCAGCAAACAAUAAUAAUCCAAUAACACAAAAUGAAUAGCUAAGAAACAAUUGAUUGUAUUAGCAAGCAUAUAAUGGCAAAAUAAUGGCGAAACUAAUCAUGUGCAAAGCAUAAAGCGUAUUUUUUUGAGGUAAAGUUCUUAAACCUGUUGGUCGAAGUGCCUCGGAUAUUUGAAUUUCUUUCUCUAGGUCUUAACGCGUAAUUAUACUGAGUAUCUACUACGCCACCAUCGAUCAUUAUGGGGAAAUAAUGGAAUGUUUCUUCUAUACCUACUGACAAAGAUACAGACCAGAUUGACUGGCCUUCAAGUCCCUUCUUUUAAAACCGAAAGAGUGCGAUAUACAUUCCAGAACUUUGAUCAAGAUAAUCGGCUUUGCUGAAGCAUAUUCUAGUAAGUAACUUGUUGUUUAUUUGUACAUGGUCGAUUAACCCAAGUAAUUCAUAAGGAUGGACAUUUCACCUCUUUAUAUGAUUAGUUGGUUACGCAAUCGACAGCUCCUGUAAGGUGCUGUAUUGUUGGAGCUUUGGGUACCGAGGCUGCGAAAUGAGCUCCUGGGAGGGAGUGAUGGAGGUUUGUUUCUCUUAAAGCUACAAGGGUAAUUACUGUUCAAAAUGAUUAGUUAUAGAGCCAUUGUGCAUGAGGCGUAUUUGUAUUUGACAUUAAAAAUAUUACAACAGAUUGAAAAGGAGCCAAAAUGUCAUCGACUAAGCUAAAUUUUCGGAAGAAUUUAACCUAUGAUUGACUUCCGAAUCGAUGUGAAGCUUUGCUACGCUAAGAUAUAGCCAGAGGAAACAUUUAUAACCACAUGGCUCGUUUUGCUGGAUGAUUGAUUUUCUUAAUAUGUUUGGGAGCGACUCCGUUACAGAAAUGAAAGAUUCCAUAUUUGCUGUGAAAAAACAAAUUACCAUUUGAAUUACGAUAACGAUAGGCUUACCUUGUGAGUUCUUAUAUACAUAUAUUAUUUUCAAGGUUUUUUUUCGUUCCCCAUAGACAUUUCAAUAAGAAAAAAUGGUCGCUUCUUUUGGUUUGAUACCUUCUAUUGUCCAUGUUAAGUUAUUCGUGUUUUUAUGUAACGCAAUAAGGAGCUUCCAUUACGCAAGGUAACGUCAGUAACAGUUGGACACAGAAGGACCGCCUCUCUUCCACUUGCCGAUCUGGUUAAAUCUUUGGUUUUAUCGAGAAUUUUGCAGAUAUUUUUUGUCGUUAAGAAAAUUUAAUGCACUCGAGACUUAAAAUACAGCUAAACCUAUUCUCGUUCCACUUGUGCCUCCAUAGUUAUUUACCUCUUGCGUGCCUGUUUUUUUCAAAGCGCGCUGGACAAAGAGAUCUUCAAGGUAAGAUAACUAAACUAGUGAUCACUUUAAGAAUUUCUGAAAGUAUUUAAUAAAUGUGGUGAGGCACCCAUAACAAUUUGGUGACAACAGUUUUAUAGAAGACGGUUGAGGACAUCUUUUAUAAAACAAAAACUUGACAAUCCUUUGUGUUCCACGCAAAUUUUAUAACGAUUCGUUUUUUCUUUUCGCAGGA